CAAUUUCCCACGCGCCAUGUCGUCUACGCUUCUGACCUCGCUUGCCGUCCUCGUCACGGUCGUCGCCGGCACGGACAUUGCGGCCUGCGGCGAGACACCGACGCCCGCCCCGACGCUUGCCCCGACGCUUGCCCCGACGCUUGCCCCGACGCUUGCCCCGACGCUUGCCCCGACGCUCGCCCCGACGCCCACACCGACGGCGGGUCCCUGCGAGCUGGCGAACGGCACCGCGAUCACGAUGGCCUGGGGUAACAACUACGUCUCGCGUUGCGACGGCUGCAUUCGCAACAGCAAGUACCCCGGCGCCGUCGUCUUUGACACGACGACGCCCAACCCCAAGUCCGUUUGGACCGUGGUGCACACGGACGUCGCCGGUGACUUUGCCUUCAAGUCUGAGAACGGCAUGUACCUCGCGCGCUGCUUCAACUGCCACAAGAACGACGGCCUCGACUCGGCCUUCGCCUACAUCUCGGACUGGUCGAGCACGAAGGAUGCGCAGUGGACGUGCAUGGACGCUGGCAACGGUCGCGUGGCGCUGCGCAACAGUGCCAGCUCCAAGUUCAUCGGCGUGUGCAACAACUGCGCCUCGACGAAUCCCUAUUUCCCGUAUACGGCGUUCGUCAAGGAGCCCGUGGGCGACUGGUCCGCGCAGUACACCAUCACCAAGGUGCCCAAGUGAGCGCUUUAUGCUUUCGUAACAUCGUAACAUCCGAUCGUAUUUCAUGGCA
Saprolegnia diclina VS20 is the source of this 728-nucleotide messenger RNA. RefSeq lists its product as hypothetical. The coding region runs from base 17 to 679 and encodes 220 amino acids. The record is from RefSeq and is a predicted model, not a curated record. The transcript has a single exon. NCBI's taxonomy places the organism in Eukaryota, Oomycota, Saprolegniomycetes, Saprolegniales, Saprolegniaceae.